This is a messenger RNA of Babjeviella inositovora NRRL Y-12698, 1383 nucleotides long. RefSeq names its product WD-repeat containing protein (gene SWD2). The record is from RefSeq and is a predicted model, not a curated record. The transcript has a single exon. The coding region runs from base 243 to 1286 and encodes 347 amino acids. Gene Ontology annotation, molecular function: chromatin binding; protein binding. Gene Ontology annotation, cellular component: Set1C/COMPASS complex. NCBI's taxonomy places the organism in Eukaryota, Fungi, Ascomycota, Pichiomycetes, Serinales.
GAAUUCUAUACGCUUGAAACGUAUCGGUAUCAUAUCCCUUCGCUCAAUCCUUAGCCUGUGAAUCUGUAAUUUUCAAGGAAUUGGCUCAAUAUCGUGUCUAGCAUUGUAUUAACUGCCGUACUGCACAUUCAUUUCAAUAGCCUGUGUGUUCCCGUGUUUUCGUAUUGUGCCACCUCCUAGCUUCUACCCACUAGUGUUUACACUCAUACCUAUCACAUACCCUAUUUCCAUAUAUCAACGCCAUGACCUCGCGAAAACCCAUCACGUCGGACAUUCUCCGGGCGUUCCUGCCGCUGAAGACGUUUCACUACCACGAUGCAAACAGCCCCAUCACGUCGCUCGACUUUGAUGACUCGGGUCAGUUUCUCCUCUCGUGUGGAACAGACGAAUCACUCCAGCUCUACGACGUGUCGAAGGGAAAACACGUCAAGUCGGUCCUCUCCAAGAAGUACGGCUGUCACAUGGCGCGGUUCACGCACCACGAGAAAAACUGUCUCUACGUUACGACACGUAGUGCGGAAGAACAUGCCAUCCGCUACCUCUCGCUCCACGACAAGUCGUAUCUCCGCUACUUCAAAGGCCACACGGAGUUUGUCACCAGCCUCGAAGUCCUGCCUAGCAGCGACACGUUCAUCAGCUGCGCCCAGGACAAGACAUUGCGCUUGUGGGACCUCCGGCUGCCGUCUUGCCAGGGCUUGAUGAAGACCACCAACCCGAAGAUGCUUGUGGCGUUCGACAACGAGGGUCUUCUCUUCGUGGUGGGUAAUCCCGAGACGAACCAGCUUGGCUUGUACGAUCUCAAAGCAUACGAAAAUGCCAAGCCCUUCUCCUUGUUCCAGCUCGCGCUCCCAGCGAACCCUGAGACAGGCAGCAUCACAUACGCGUGGAACAAGAUCGAGUUUACAACUGACGGCUUGAAGAUCAUCGUAGGCACCGAGGAGGGAGUCAUCUUCGUGGUGGAUGCCUUUGAGGGCCACCUUUUGGCGGUAUUGAACGGCACGCGCGAGUUCAGCUCAAGAAAGUACCCCGGCUGUGGCAGCGUCACGACCACGCCCGAUGCCAAGUACGUCUACGCCGGUUCCGGCGACUUUACCAUUGGCCUCUAUGAUAUCAGCAAGCUUGAGGGAGUCAAGCAGCCGGUGGAUUUGCUGCCAGUCCACAAGCUUGCGUCCGAUGCCUCCACCGGACUCGCCCGUUCACUCGUGUUUAACCCCAGGAUGUACGUAUUGGCCAGUGCCGACAAGGAAGUUUCGCUCUGGACCCCCAACGAAGCGGUUUUUGAAUAGCAUUAUGUGGUAUAGCUGGUAAGGGGUUGUAUUUAGGUAGUUGUAGAUCUAGAACGAUGUCUAAAAAUAUGUAUGUGGAGAAUAAAUAUAUAUCGGA